Gastrolobium bilobum is the source of this 1263-nucleotide messenger RNA. RefSeq lists its product as uncharacterized. Gene Ontology annotation, biological process: translational termination. Gene Ontology annotation, molecular function: translation release factor activity. The transcript has 7 exons. The coding region runs from base 27 to 788 and encodes 253 amino acids. Gene Ontology annotation, cellular component: chloroplast. NCBI's taxonomy places the organism in Eukaryota, Viridiplantae, Streptophyta, Magnoliopsida, Fabales, Fabaceae. The record is from RefSeq and is a predicted model, not a curated record.
AGCAGGAAUUAGAGGCAACAAUAACAAUGUCACACAAGAUCCUCUUCCUCUGCAAACCAACCUUUGUUCUCACUCUUAGUCUCAGACUUGGAAGAUUGUGUACUAUAAACUCUUGUCUUCAUCAUCACCAUCAUCAUCGUCCACUCCGGUCUUCCUCUCUCAACAUCACUCAUCAUCCAAUCUCAAUAAUUAACAACAACACCACCCGCAUAUGGUGCUCCAACCACACCACCACCACCACCGCCACCUCCGCCGCCGAAAAAGGGUACCUGGAACUCACGGACGAUGAACUGAUGCGUCAAUGCGAGAUGGGUACCUUCAAAACCUCCGGUCCAGGUGGUCAGCAUCGCAACAAGCGCGAAUCCGCAGUGAGACUCAAGCACAUACCCACUGGCAUUAUAGCUCAGGCUUCUGAGGACCGCUCCCAGCAUAAGAACCGCGCUUCCGCGUUAAAUCGCCUUCGCUCUCUUAUAGCUCUCAAAGUCAGGAAGACAGUGGAUCUUGAUGCCUAUUCAGCACCUCGAGAGCUUCUUCAUAUACUUCCUCCGAAGUCAACCAUUAGAGGGUCAGAUUGUGGUCCACAAAUCGGACCUAAUAACCCAAAAUUUGCAUUGGGAAUGCAAGCUCUUUUGGAUCUCAUUUUUGCAGUUGAAGGAUCCAUCUCAGAAGCUGCAAAAUAUCUUGGGUUAUCUACCGGGGCAUUGUCUCGGUUAAUCCUAUCUGAUGAUUCACUUAGAAUGGAAGUAAAUGAUCUGCGGGCAUCAAAGGGUAUGAAGCCUCUCAAGUAGAACCUCUCGAGUUUCCAUUCCAUAUGCAGAGUUCUCAGUUUGCUGUGUGGAGUUCAUUUAUUUGCGAAGAAAAUUCUUUGGACCUGUAACAAGGUAUUUUAUCCACUGAAGAAUUGAGGUUGAAAAUGAAGAAUACUGAAGCUAAUGAGAGGGGAGUGUGGUGUUGAAUUUUCAGAUUGUAGAGAAGAACUCAUUCUCCAGAACUCAGUAAAUAGAGUUGAACAAAGCUGGUUGCUGUAUGGUAUGCUGAAAGAACAUCAAGAUGGCAACCUAAAAUACAAGAUGUAGUUCUCUGUAGAUUUUUUAAACAAAGACAGCUAUAUUUAUAAAUUUCUUGACUUUCUGGCUCUGCAUACAGUUUUUUUCCCGUUGUUUCUACAGUUCAUCAAGUUGGCAACCUGGAAUACAAGAUGCAGAUAUUUGUAGAUUUUAUUAAAAAAAUAAAUUAUAUUUAUCAAUGUAUCUUGAUUUUUUU